AUGUUGCGUGUCAAGCUGCCAACCAGCAUCCAGAUCCACGAGAGACCAGGCCAAGUUGUUUUCAAGCUCGCUGACAGGCAACCACGCCGCGUACCGCGGCGCGAAGUUUCGUUGCCGUACACGUUUGAUGGCUUUCGCAGUAACAACAAUUUCUUGGUGAUAGAGAUAAAUAAUGAAUUCGAUUGCAUCCUGGGCAUGCCUUAUGUGGCACGCUGUAAGCCCCAGAUCGACUGGUUAUCCAUAUCAGUGAGACGUCGAAGCCAGUUCGACGUCAGCGAAGUGUUCGCCCAUCGCUUGGUGUCUCCAAGGGAUUGGCCGAACGUUACAGUCGUGGAUCGUGCAUCCACGACACCGGCGGUACACAGAGUGAGCGAUGGCCCUCUCAGUGCCGCUUGUUUCGUGCCACUACGCACGAGUGACAAUAUCUCCUUGCUGAAAAGCGAGGAGUCCGACGUGGACGGGCAGUGGCUCCCGCGUAAUGACGACGCGGACGAGCAGUGGCUCCCGCGCGAAGACGACACGGUCGAACAUAGGUUUCCGCACGAGAGAGAAGUGGUCGAACACGAAAAGGUGUUCCCACCUACACCCAUUUUGGUCGUGCAGAGGCUCCCACAAGGGCAAGAUGUAGCCGAGCAGGGGCUCGCCACCGAGUGUGACGUGGAUGGACAAGAUUCCCGCGUGCGAACAUGA
Molecule: messenger RNA, 690 nt
Organism: Peronospora matthiolae
Lineage: Eukaryota; Oomycota; Peronosporomycetes; Peronosporales; Peronosporaceae
Source: the annotation of a GenBank genome assembly